Eucalyptus grandis is the source of this 600-nucleotide messenger RNA. RefSeq lists its product as uncharacterized. Gene Ontology annotation, molecular function: nucleic acid binding; RNA-DNA hybrid ribonuclease activity. The transcript has a single exon. Bases 1 to 600 code for a protein of 199 amino acids. The record is from RefSeq and is a predicted model, not a curated record. NCBI's taxonomy places the organism in Eukaryota, Viridiplantae, Streptophyta, Magnoliopsida, Myrtales, Myrtaceae.
AUGUCACAAAAAUCAGUUAAAGGGCGGGUGAUCGCCGAUAUGUUAGCAGACUGUCCUAAAGAAGUACGCGAGGAUAAUCCCUUGGACGAUCGAAUUUCCGUGGUAGAAGAAAACACAUGGACUAUGUUCUUCGACGGAACUGUAAAUUUGUCAGGCUCCUGCACUAGGGCAGUCUUGAUAUCCCCAAAUGGACAACAUUAUCCUGUGGCCACAAAAUUGAUGUUUCCAUGCACCAACAAUAUAGCCGAGUAUGAAGCAUGCAUCAUCGGCCUGCAAGCGGCUAUUGAAAUGGGAGUGACAAAGCUAAGGGUGUUCGGUGAUUCUACCUUAAUAAUCCUCCAAACGUUGGGCGAAUGGAAGACAAAAGACACCAAACUUGUGCCUUAUCAUGGUUACUUAGAAAAGUUGGAGGGAAAAUUCCAAGACAUCUCGUUUGAAUACCUACCUAGAAUUCAUAAUCAGUUUGUUGAUGUACUAGCAACGCUAUCAUCUAUGUUGCAAGCAACGAAAGGGUUAGAAGUAGAGCCUUUAAAAAUUGAAGUCCUAGCAAGACAGGCCUACUGCAUGGCCAUAAUUGAAGAACCUGAUGGGAAGCCCUAG